CUCAUAAUUUCUCCUGGGUGGAGCCCGGGCUAUUGGCCGGCAUGGCGAUGCCAAGACUUCCUGCCCACUACGAGUACCUCUAUGAGAAUGGCAUCCGACACCUGAUAACCCUGACAGAGCACAAGCCGCCCUAUCACGACACUUGUCCUGGUAUCACUUUACAUCGCAUUCGCAUCCUGGAUUUCUGUGCCCCCAGCCUAGAACAGAUCAAGAACUUCCUCAAGAUCGUGGAUGAUGCAAAAGCUAAGGGAGAGGCAGUCGGGGUGCACUGCUUACAUGGUUUUGGGAGGACAGGUACCAUGUUGGCUUGCUACUUGGUGAAGGUCAGGAAGAUCACCGGCGUUGAUGCCAUCAACGAGAUCCGGAGUCUACGUCGGGGCUCCAUAGAGACAACUGAGCAGGAAAAAGCCAUCAUACAGUUCCACCACCACAUCAAGUGACCUUCAUGGUGUGUCCAGUGGCCCAUUGGCUUGGAGAACCCAUGUCUCCCAUCUUUCUUCUUCAUCCUAGAGGUCAAGGAGGAACUCUAGACUUCUACUGUGUGUGUGUUUGUAUUAAAUGUAUCUCAAGUACAUCUAGAAUGUUGGCCAGUUUCUCCUGCAGUUGCCCAAAAUGGGUGACCUGCAUGGCGUGUCCAGUUACCCAUUGGCUUGAAGAACCCAUGUCUCCCGUCUUUCGUCUUCAUCCCAGAGGUCAAGGAGGAACUCUAGACUUCUACUGUGUGUGUGUUUGUAUUAAAUGUAUCUCAAGUACAUCUAGAAUGUUGGCCAGUUUCUCCUGCAGUUGCCCAAAAUGAGUGACCUGCAUGGUGUGUCCAGUUGCCCAUUGGCUUGAAGAACCCUUGUCUCUCAUUUUUCUUCUUCAUCCUAGAGGUCAAGGAGGAGCCCUAGACUUCUACUGUGUGUGUGUUUGUAUUUAAUGUAUGUCAAGUAUAUCUAGAACGUUGGUGGAUGUUGGCCAGUUUCUCCUGCAGUUGCCCACAACAGGGGAAUAGGGCAUUACAAUGGCGGAUAGCUGAGGGACCUGACCUGUGUUUCCAGUUUGGGGGACAGAAUGGGAUUUAUGUGGAACGUUAAAUGCUCAAAGCCGAUUGGGUUUCUAGAUGAGGAGCAACAUGUUCAACUGUUAAUGCUGAUACUGUAGCUCCGGAACACUAGAUUGUUCUUCAGCCAAUGUUCUGUACCAGCUGCUAGACCUUACUCUCACCCCAUAGGGGUUGGAUAUGGCUGAUUAUGUUAUGGGGGGAGGGAAAGACCAGAACCUGGAGUAGUUUGUUGACCCAAACCCACAUGUCCCUUGGGUUUCAAGACAACCCGCUUGUUGCAUGAUGGGAGCUGUAGUCCAUCAGCCACAUAGACGGAUCAUGGGUUCCAGAGCCGGCCAAUCACUUGUUGUCUUCAUAACCUCAAAUCACAGAUGUUGGUCCAAUUUCACUGGAAAAUAAACCAUAUUUAUAAA
Molecule: messenger RNA, 1458 nt
Organism: Xenopus tropicalis (tropical clawed frog)
Lineage: Eukaryota; Metazoa; Chordata; Amphibia; Anura; Pipidae
Gene: dusp23
Product: dual specificity phosphatase 23
Cellular component (GO): nucleus; cytosol
Molecular function (GO): protein tyrosine phosphatase activity; protein serine/threonine phosphatase activity; hydrolase activity
Source: RefSeq, marked validated